Molecule: messenger RNA, 3510 nt
Organism: Dendrobium catenatum
Lineage: Eukaryota; Viridiplantae; Streptophyta; Magnoliopsida; Asparagales; Orchidaceae
Product: protein FAR1-RELATED SEQUENCE 5
Exons: 6
Coding region: 773-3172 (799 amino acids)
Biological process (GO): regulation of DNA-templated transcription
Molecular function (GO): zinc ion binding
Source: RefSeq, a predicted model, not a curated record
CUCAUGAGUGUAGAGUUUUUUCUUCGUCGCUGGUCGACUUCGCAGUCUUCGCUCCUUCGACGACGUUCCCUUACUGUUGGAUCGGAAGUUACGACGUUUUUUUAUCGGAAGCAACAACGGGAGCUCGCUUGCUGUGAAGGGGUAAUAUCUUCUACUUUAGGGGAAGGUCAUUGCAAUGUUUUGCCUUUGGAGAAAAUGUUGCCUUCAAUCUACAGAGUUUUUCAAGCAUUGAUUAUGAGGGCUUCAAGCUGUCUCUCAUGUUCAAUAAGGAAGUCAUUCUACCAAUGUUCAACCCAAACCGGUGUAUCCGGUUCAAUAUUCGCUCCAGCACACAGCAAACCGAGGGGAUAAAAAAUAACGCAAAUCAAUUCCAUUUUGCCCUAGGUGCCUGGUUUCGAACUUGUCAUCGACAAAAUCAUCCUUUCGUCGAUGUGUCAGUAACCUGUAGGAUGGUGGAGCUCCUCCUUGUGCGUGGUUUGUAGCACGUUGGGCAGCACUGCCAGUGCUCCCAGCCCCUCCUGCUCAAGGAUCUUUGUUCGCUCCAGGUUCUGCUAUCCUGCACAUAUUUAAACACGCAGAGCUGGUACUGGUAAAAUCUGAAAACCGAGAAGAAAAUAUGAGGACUGUGAUGGUGGAGGGCGUGAAGCUCACUUUAGAUAUAGCUUCAUGGGCUUCAAGUGGAUCUUCUGUAAAUCAAUUCAAUCAAGGAGAAUCUACUAGACUCAACAUUUCUUCUCUUCCAUCCCACUCUUUAGGUCCUGAUCUCUAAUUCAUGGAGAGCACCUCCAGUGAAGAUGAGGGCUCCCUUAGAGAUAAUCAUGUGGACCUCAACAAUGAGAACAUGGAACAUCACUUGGCAAUGGAGGUCAGCAGUCAUUUCAAUGAUUCUGAAAGUCUUCUCCCUUCUCAUGAAGAAGCCUCGGAAAAUAUUGAACCAUUCAUUGGCAUGGAGUUUGAAUCUGAAGAAGCUGCAAAGGAAUCCUACAUGUCAUAUGCUAGUCGUGUUGGGUUCUCUGUGCGCAUCAGCAAGUCUCGGCGUUCAAGAAAUGAUGAAUCCAUUAUCAUGAGACGUUUUGUGUGUUCCAAGGAAGGUUUUCACAUGAAAAAGGGCAAUUAUGAAGAUGGUAAGAAAAAGAGAAAGCGUGCAACCAUUAGAGAAGGUUGCAAUGCUAUGAUUGAAGUUAUUCAAAAAUAUUAUGGAAGGUGGGUUGUUACUAAGCUUGUCAAGGAACAUAAUCAUGUCGUAGCAGCACCAAGUCGUGUAAGAUACGUUGCACCUGAAGAAUAUGCUGGCAUGGAACCAUUUGUUGGAAUGGAGUUUUCAUCUCAUGAAGCUGCACAAAUGUUUUAUUAUGCAUAUGCAGUUCGGAUUGGGUUUGAUGUCCGGAUUAGACUUUCACGUCGGUCAACACGGGAUGAGUCCUUUGUUAUGCGCCGUUUUGUAUGCACCAAAGAGGGCUUUACCCCAUUUGAAGAGACUUUUGAUGAGAGUAAGAAGAAAAGAAACCGGACUCCUACGAGAGAAGGGUGCAAAGCUAUGUUUGAGGUGAUAAAAAAGGAUUCUGAUCGAUGGAUUGUUUCCAAACUUGUCACAGAUCAUACUCAUGACCUUGUUAUUGCACCUGGGAAAGUACACUACAUCCAAUCUCAAAGUGAAGUAGUUGUUCUUGCAAAAAGUGGUGCUGUUAAUCUUGAAAAAUCUGCAGCACUAACAAGCUCAAAGCCAAGUUUUGGAGAUAAAUUUGUAGGCUUAGAUAGUCUUUCUUCAAAUGAUCAGGGGUCAAGAACUGAUUUAACUAAUACUUAUCACAAUGCCUUUGGAUUUGAGGAGACCCAGUUUUUAUUGGAGUCUUUUAAGAAGAUGCAGGCUGAGAGUCCUGCAUUCUUUUAUGCCUUUCAAGUUGAUAAAAGUAAUCGCCUAAUAAAUGUAUUUUGGGCUGAUGCAAAAGCUAAGAUGGCUUAUUAUUGUUUUGGUGAUGCUGUAACAGUUGAUACUUCGUGCAAGGAGAAUAAAAGCAUGAUGCCUUUUGUCAUGUUCACUGGGAUUAAUCACCACUGUCAGUCGGUAGCUUUUGGGUUUGCCUUGCUGACAGACGAGACUGAGGCAUCUUUUAUCUGGCUCUUUGAAAACUGGCUUGUAGCUAUGUGUGGACGAACUCCAAUUUCAUUAAUUACUGAUCAUCAUGAAGCAAUGACUGCAGCAAUUUCAAGUGUGUUCCCAGAGGCCCGUCACAGACUCAGUCGAGACCAUAUUUUAAGAAAAUGCAGGGAAAAACUGUCCAAUCUAUAUUUCAUGCUUGGUAGCUUGGAGGCUAGCUUUGAGAUAGAAUUUUUGAAGUGCAUUGAUGAGCCGGAAACUGUUCAAGUGUUCGAGCUGCAGUGGAAGUCUAUUCUGGAUAAAUAUGACCGGGGUGAGAACUCUUGGCUACAAUGCCUGCACAACACUCGCCACAAAUGGGCCCCAGUCUACCACAAAGACACUUUUACAGCAGAUAUAUCUUUAGCUGAAAAACCAGAGAGUUUGAGUACGUUCUUUGAAAAAUACUUCAACAGAAAGACGUCCUUGCAGUUCUUCAUCAGUAUCCUCGAUCAGGCGAUGGCUGUUUGGUACGAAAGAGAGGCACUUGAGGAUUUUGCUUCAUCAUGUACCAGACCUACAUUAAAAACUCCAUCAAGUAUGUUGAAACAAGCCGCAGAAAUAUACACAAGGACAGUAUUUGAUGUUUUUCAGGACGAGUUCGUAGAAUCUCUGGGUUAUUUUGCUGAUAGAAUCGAGGAUGGGGUGAUCAGCAAAUAUAAUGUCACAAAAGUUGAAGAUGUGUGCGCUUGUAUUGUGACCCAUGAUUCGUCUGAGGAGAGGACAAGUUGUAGUUGUUGCAAAUUCGAGAGGUCUGGCAUUUUAUGCAGGCAUAUCUUGAGAGUUUACUUAACUGUUGAUGUUCGCGUGCUGCCUGAGCACUAUAUCUUAAAACGGUGGACAAAAGAUGCGAAGAAUGGUUUUGUAUUGGAUGAAUGUGCCAGGUACAGUGAUCUUGUUUGUAAUGUCAUUAGGUUUGCAAAGGAAGGAUCAACAUCUCUAGAUGCUUUUAAUAUUGCAAAGCAGGCACUUCAAAUUGCUUUUUCGGAGGUUCUUGCAGCUAAAAAGGAUAUUGCCAGCAGGUGUGCAAUGUGAUUUGUGCUUGUGGCGGUUUCUCCAUUUUUUAUCAGAAUAUAUAUAUAGAUAUAUUCACUUGGGCCGAUCCUCUACUUCCAUUUACUGGUCACUUUCGCAUCCAAAAAGCGAGAUGUCGCAUUUUCUUUGUUUUUUUUUUUUUUGGAAACCGCGGCCAAUCUUAUUCCAUUUUUUCAAAGUAUUAUGACAACCUUUGUUAGAAAGCUGCACUAUUAAAAUAUAAGCUAACUCGAGCUUGACUUUUGUGCUUUUUCUUUAGGUGUAGUUUGUAUAAUAGUUGUUAAUUUGUAAGCAGUUUUGCGGUUCAACCUAUUUUGAGUGCACUUCUGUUUCAUGUU